Strongylocentrotus purpuratus (purple sea urchin) is the source of this 9742-nucleotide messenger RNA. RefSeq names its product echinoderm microtubule-associated protein-like 6. NCBI's taxonomy places the organism in Eukaryota, Metazoa, Echinodermata, Echinoidea, Camarodonta, Strongylocentrotidae. The transcript has 35 exons. The coding region runs from base 117 to 6005 and encodes 1962 amino acids. The record is from RefSeq and is a predicted model, not a curated record. Gene Ontology annotation, molecular function: microtubule binding.
GCGUGUAUUGGGUAUGCGCCUAUAUUGCAAGGAAAGGAAUUAACCGUAAAUCAGUCAGUGGUCGUAGAGAAAAGGUCAACUGCUAAGCACAAAAUUGUCUGCAGUUUACACCAGAAAUGGCGGGUAAAACCGCCCCAGGUUCAUCCCUUCGACUAGAAUGGGUGUAUGGAUAUAGAGGACAUCAAUGUCGAAAUAAUCUUUUCUACACCGCUUCUAAAGACGUGGUAUAUUUUGUGGCGGGAGUGGGAGUGGUUUACAAUUCGAGGGAACACACUCAGAAAUUCUUCUUGGCACACGAUGAUGACAUUGUCAGCUUGGCCAUCCAUCCUGAGCGAUCACUCAUUGCUACUGGUCAGUUUGGAAAGGAUCCUUACAUCUGUGUAUGGGACUCUAACAGUGUCCAGACAGUGUCUAUUCUCAAGGAUGGCCACACUCAUGGCGUUGGCUCUCUUGCAUUCAGUCCCGACGGCUCUAGAAUCGUAUCUGUCGGUCUGGACCCUAACAACAUCAUGAAUGUGUGGGACUGGAAGAAAGGCAAGAUCUUAUCUACUGUGAAAGGUCAUUCAGCUAGGAUAUUUGAUUGCCAGUUCAACCCACACAAAGAAGGUACGUUGGUAAGCUGUGGCAUGAAGCACAUCAAGUUCUGGACCCUGUGUGGGAAUGCUCUGACGGCUAAGAAGGGUGUCUUUGGCAAGGUGGGAGACAUCCAGACCAUGCUGUGUCUGGGGUUUGCACCCAACGAUGACAUCACCUAUGCAGGGACACUGAGUGGGGAUAUCUAUGUAUGGAAUGGGACCAACCUACAGAGAGUUAUACAGGAUGCUCACAGGGGUAGCAUAUAUACGAUGAACGCAGCUGAAGGAGGGUAUGUGACUGGAGGAAAGGAUGGAUGUCUGUGUCUAUGGGAUACAGACUUCAGACACAUUACCAAGAUUGACCUACACAAGACCAAGCAAGGAUACCCAGGUCUCUCGAUCCGCAGUGUCCAUUGGCUGGGUGAGCACAUCCUAGUGGGCACCCAUGACAGCGAGAUCCUGGAGAUCUUUGUACGAGAGAGAGAUAAACCCAAGGUGUUGGUGCAAGGUCAUGCAGAGGGAGAGCUCUGGGCCCUCACAGCACAUCCUAAGAAACCUAUCUUUGCCACCGGUAGUGAUGACCAGAGUGUAAGGAUAUGGCACAGUGAAGAUAAGACGUUACUGGCAAAGACAGAGAUGGAGCAAAAUGUGCGGUCGGUAGCUUUCAACCAUGAUGGCAGUCAUCUUGCAGUUGGCAUGUCAGACGGAUCCUUCACAGUACUCAAAUCAAAAGAUCUUUCAGAGAUCAUCCACAUCAAGGAUCGCAAGGAGGUCCUGCACGAGUUGAAGUAUUCUCCGGAGGGUCACUAUCUUGCUGUAGGCUCGAAUGAUAACUAUGUAGAUGUGUAUGCUGUGGAGCAACACUACAAGAAGGUUGGGCAGUGCUCUGGUAGCAGUAGCUUCAUCACUCAUCUAGACUGGUCCAAGGAUAGCCAGUAUCUUCAGACCAACAGUGGUGCUGCAGAGAGACUCAUCUAUAAGAUGCCUGCUGGAAAGCAUCUGACCAACCGAGAUGAGAUCAAACAGAUCCACUGGUACUCCUGGACCACUGUACUUGGAGCUGAAGCUAAUGGUAUCUGGCCCAAGUACUCGGACACCAAUGACGUCAAUGCAAUAGAUGCAAACUUUGAUGGAGAGGUGAUGGUGACAGGAGAUGACUUUGGCCUGGUCAAGCUCUUCAGAUUUCCCUCAUUGAAGCGAGGUGCUAAGUUCAGGAAGUAUGUUGGUCACUCUGCCCAUGUGACCAAUGUGAGGUUCACCCAUGAUAAGAGGUAUGUGGUGUCUGUAGGAGGUGGUGACCAUGCUGUCUUCCUGUGGAGGUACAACCCAGAGGGUAUUCAGAAUGAUGAAGAUUCAGGCACAGGCCAUGAUACAGGAUACAUGGAUUCAAACAGUGAGGACAGUGACUCAGACAUGUCAGAUAUGGGUGAUCUGGACUCCGACAUUGAGAAGGAGAAGGAGAUCGACUAUGAGAGGGCUGUUUACAAGGAGGACCUGGACCAACUCAAGAGACAGAACAAGACCAAUAACUCUACAGGAGAGAAGAGACGAGAUGGUCCAAGCAAAGGAAUUAAGCUAGACUUUGUGCAUGGCUAUCGAGGGUACGACUGUCGUAACAACCUGUUCUACACGCAAGCAGGUGAGGUAGUAUUCCACGUUGCAGCAGCUGGUAUUGUCUACAAUCGUGAGACGCACUCACAGCGCUUCUUCCUUGGUCACACCGAUGACAUUCUCUGCUUAUGUAUUCAUCCACGCAAGGACUAUGUGGCAACUGGACAGGUUGGCAGAGAUCCAUCAAUCUAUGUUUGGGAAUGUGAGACUCUGAAACCACUCGCUCUCCUGAAGGGCCAGCAUAAGAGAGGAGUUUGUGCGCUGGACUUUUCAGCCGAUGGGAAGAAGCUAGCCAGCGUGGGUCUUGAUGAUAAUCACUGCAUUGUUGUGUGGGACUGGAAGAAAGGUGAAAAGCUAGCUACAACGAGAGGACAUAAGGACAAAAUCUUUGUCAUCAAGUGGAAUGCUCAUGAUAAUGAUAAACUGGUCACUGUUGGGAUGAAACACAUCAAAUUCUGGACUCUAGCUGGUGGUGGCUUCACAUCAAAACGUGGUACAUUCGGUAACAUCGGCAAACCUGACACCAUGAUGUGUGUUUGCUAUGGACGGUCACCAGAGAUGACGUAUUCUGGAGGUGCCAAUGGUAACAUCUACCACUGGCAGGGGACCACCUUACUGAGGACGGUCAAAGCACAUGAUGGUCCAUGCUUUGCCAUGCAUUCCUUGGACAAGGGCUUUGUGACAGGUGGAAAGGACGGCAUGAUUGCUCUUUGGGAUGAAGCCUUUGAACAGUGUCUCAAGACCUACGCUGUCAAGAAGUCCAGUUUGUCCCACGACUCCCAUGGUACUCUGACCAGUGACAUGCCAGCCAUUCGGUCAGUGGUGCUAGGACAUGGACACAUUCUAGCAGGGACCAAGAACAGUGAGGUCCUACAGAUUGAGAAGAGUGGACCUAUCAAACUACUCGUUCAGGGUCACAUGGAGAGUGAGGUAUGGGGUCUAGCUGCUCACCCAACAAAGGACGUCAUAUCAACGGUUAGCGAUGACCAGACGUUACGUCUGUGGGACAUUGGAGAAGCCAACAAGCUGCUGAAUGUUAGGAAGCUGAAGACAGGUGCACGGUGUUGUGAUUUCUCUCCUGAUGGCAAGGGAUUGGCUGUAGGAUACAAAGAUGGCAGUUUUUCUGUGCUGGACAGUGAGACACUCAAUGACAUUGCAGGAUUCCAUCAUAGAAAAGAAGAAAUCUCUGACGUCAAAUUCUCACCUAAUCCUGGAAAAUACCUAGCAGUAGCAUCUCAUGACAACUAUGUGGACAUCUACAAUGUAAUGAACAGCAAGAGAGUUGGUACAUGUAAAGGAUCAUCCAGUUAUAUUACACAUACAGAUUGGGAUCGAUCAGGCAAACUUGUCAUGUCCAAUUCCGGUGCCAAGGAACAGCUGUUCUUUGAAGCCCCAAGAGGCAGGAGGCAUGCCAUACGUAACAUGGAGAUAGAGCGUCUCAACUGGGCAUCGUGGACCUGUGUCCUGGGACAUACCUGUACAGGUAUCUGGCCUGCCAAGAGUGAUGUGACGGACGUCAACGCUGGCUGCUUGUCACAUGAUGGCACAACUUUUGCAACGGGAGAUGACUUUGGAUUUGUCAAGCUGUUCCAGUGGCCUGUUGCGGGGAAGAAUGCCAAGUUCAAGAAGUACGUCGGACACAGCGCCCAUGUGACCAACGUCAGGUGGUCACAUGAUGAUAGGAAGCUGAUAUCUGUAGGUGGGGCUGAUACCUCUAUCAUGGUAUGGUCACGAGAUGGCGCUGGUGAAAGCAAUGCGUGUGGAGAUAGCGAUGACUCAGACACAGACUCAGAGGAAGAAGGUUAUGACAGUGAUGUUCAGCGUGAGAAGGACAUGGACUAUUCAGCCAAGACAUACUCAGGUCCAAAGAGAGAUAUGGCUGGAGUUAAGCCUCAUCUAAGGGAUGUAGAGGAUGAUGAUGCGCCUAGUUGCAGCAGGGCUGCAGCCAGACCCACUAAAGUUAAGAAGAGUGAUGUAGAUACAGGCAAGAGGAAAAGGCCUGGCCAAGUAGAGGAGUUAGUACUGCAACACAUCCAUGGCUAUCGAGGCUAUGACUGUAGAAACAACCUCCAUUACCUCAAUGACGGUGCUGAUAUCGUCUAUCAUGCCGCUGGAGCUGGCAUCGUCCAAAACCUUGAAAAAGGGAGCCAGAGCUUUUACCUUGAGCACACGGAUGACAUCAUAUGCCUGACUGUCAAUCAGCACCCCAAGUAUCCCAACGUUAUAGCGACCGGUCAGAUCGGUGAGACACCAGCGGUCAAUGUCUGGAAUGCAGAGACCAAGGAGACAUUGUCACUCAUACGAGGGUUCCACACCAAGGGUGUUUGCUCAGUGAACUUCAGUGCGUCCGGGAAGCUAUUGCUGACCGUUGGCAUCGACCAGAACCAUUCAUUUGCCGUAUGGAGAUGGCAAGAUGGUUCUAGGAUUGCAAGUGGUGUUGGACACACGAAGCGAAUCUUCAUGGCCGAAUUCAGACCGGACUCUGAUUCUCAGUUUGUGACGGUUGGUGUGAAGCACGUCAAGUUCUGGACGGUAGCAGGUAGUCAGCUCCUAGGCAAGAGAGGUCUACUCAAGAGAUCUGGUACCAAUCCACAGGAAUCCAAGAUGCAAACCAUGCUCUCAAUAGCAUUCGGAGCAAAUGAGACCACAUUUACUGGAUCUAUGUGCGGUGAUGUGUAUGUAUGGAAGGGUCAUAUGUUAGCUAAAGUGGUUACCAGAGCUCACCAAGAUGCCGUAUUCACUCUCUACACAACCCUCAAAGAUGGACUCAUCGUCUCAGGAGGCAAGGAGAAGGCUGGACGUAGUGGAAAUGCAGUGAAGUUAUGGGACCAGGACAUGAAGAAAUGUAAAAACUUCCAGCUCAGCACAGGCAACAAGAUGGAUGUCGUCAAGAGUGUCUGUAGGGCCAAGGGAAAGAUCCUGAUAGGUACUAAGGAGAGUGAGAUAUUUGAGAUUGACGAGAAGAAAGGAACAGUAACCAAUCUAAGCCAGGGUCACGGUGAAGGGGAGCUAUGGGGUCUCGCUGCUCACCCUACCAAAGAAGUAUUUGCAUCAGCUAGUGAUGAUACAACCAUUAGAAUAUGGGAUGUUCCUAACAAGAAAAUGUUGAACAAGGCAGUGAUUGGGACUGCAGCCAGGUCUAUAACCUACAGUCCUGAUGGUGAGAAGCUAGCUGUUGGUCUCAAGAAUGGAGAGUUUGUCAUCUUAACUGUAGCUACUCUAGAGAUGUGGGGACGCAAGAGAGACAGGAGCAAAGCUAUACAGGACAUCAAGUUCAGCCCAGACUCUAAAUACCUUGCUGUAGCAUCUGACGAUGGCAGCGUUGAUUUCUAUGACAUCAGCGCAGGGUCUGCACUAUCAAGGGCUGGCUUCUGUAAAGGUAUCUCAAGCUUCGUAGUGCAAAUAGACUUCUCAGCUGACAGCAAAUAUAUACAGAUUGGUACGGGGACCUAUCAACGCCUAGUCUACACAGUGCCUAGUGGUAAACCAGUAACAGAGAACAGUGAUAUUCAGAACAUCACGUGGGCUACAUGGACAAGUGUUGUUGGUCAAGAAGUGGUAGGAGUUUGGCCAAGGAAUGCAGACAAGGCUGAUGUGAACUGUUCCAUUGUCAGUGGACAAGGCAAUGCAAUAGCAACAGGAGAUGACUUUGGCUUUGUGAAGCUUUUCAAUUUCCCAUGUGCAGAGCUAUAUGCACCUCACAAGAAGUAUGUUGGUCAUUCUGCUCAUGUGACCAAUGUGAAGUUCAUCUAUGAUGACAGACAUCUUAUCUCCACUGGAGGUGAUGAUUGCUGCUUGUUUGUGUGGAAAUGUAGGUGAGAUUUGAUCACCAGUCUUGAGAAGCACGCUUCAAUGCAGGGUUUCACGCCACAUUCUGAAAGUCACUUUCAAAGGAUGGGACAUUAUGACCAGGAUUUCUUUCCAUAUUUUGUAUAUCAGAGAUACCAUGAACAGUUCAGUGAUAUUCAAGUCUCUAUGUUGUCUUCAUAGUUCUGAAUGUGUAAUGUUGCUUUGGACUUUCUUCCAUUUGUAAAUGGUGUUUGCCAUUGUUAUGUUUAUAGUUAGCAGGGAUUAUAUCUUGUGCCAAAAGCAUUGUCAAAAAUCUAGCGGAACAUAAGCGAGUUUAGACUGGAGACAGAUGUGAAAUUUAAAACAAUUUGUACUAUAUGUACUUCUGAAAUCUUUUGUUUUUGUAUAGCAUGGUAUGGUAGAUAUUUUCUUAUUUGUUGGUCUCUUGUAAUUAUUUUCAACAUUAUUUUGUCAAUGAAAAAAAAGACUUACUUAUACCACCCCCAUCGUACCCCAAUCCCUUCCCUAAAUCCCUGGUCAAGACAACUGUAGGAUUAGGACAAAUAGGAAGAUAAGGAGAAAAUAAAAAUUGAAGUUAUGAUUUUGGGAUGUCUACCAGCUUAUGUCAGCAUUUGCACAUGCAUAAUCAUGGGUACCCAUGUCUUACGCACACUUGAUGCACUCAAUUUUGUUUCUCCCUGACUCCUUGAAUGGCAUGUAAACUGUUGACUCUGUUGAGUGAUGUCCAUAAUGACUGGAUUACUCCAUUUUAUCAGUUUUAUUUUCACUCAUACUUUUUGACACAUCGUGCACAAUUUUAUAGAAGAAUACAGAAGACCCACAUGCCUUAUAUAUAAAUUUGUAUCAUUCAGGAACAUUGAAGGGAUUCACACUCUUCCUAAAAAAAUAUCAGUAGACCGUAAAUUGAUAUAAUUAAUUUUUUGUGAUGAAUUUGAACGCGAAAGAAUAUUCUGAAGUCUCCAACGUAGAUCCAUAAAACAAUUGUGCCUUACCAAAUCAUUGAUGGUGUAGACUAGAAUGACACAAGGCAUUAAGGACAUUCUUGAUCACAUGUGAUUAGACAAUCAAAGAAAAAAGGUAAUGUGGUACUUGGAUGCCAUUGUGCAGCAUAGAAUGUAUUCAGGUGUUAUUUUUGGUUUCUUUUUUUUUCAGAACUCUCUUUUUUCUUUUUCUUGUCUUUCAUAGACCAUACCAAAUCAAUCUAGGUACAAGAGUAUUUCAUAUUGAACAAAUUAUGUGUAGUCCUCAUAUGAAUAUUUUGAAGUAUUGAUUUGAAACUCACUUUCAUGAAAGAGCUUUUCAACUACUAGAUGUAUGAAUUGAGUCAGAAACUAACGUUUGUUUGUUAAUAUGUCAUAAUGUGCUUUCUACUGUCUUCUCUUUCAUAAGACAUUACCUCUCAAAAUCGAUGUGUUGAAGACUUAUAUUUGACGUAUAAGUAAAUUGAAUCAUUAUGAAGCAUAACUAACCUUUAUGAACAAUCUAAAAUCAAGAAGAAUACAUUAAGAUAUUGGUAGAGAAAAUAUAAUUCAUGUCCAUUUAAAUAUAAAGUAAAUGUACCAGCCUUUGUGUAUGCUUACGGUAGUACCUUAGUCCCAGAUUAACCACAAGUGCAAUUGAACUGAAAGUCCUUGAAAGUAACACCAAUGUAGGUAACAUGAUGAUACGUUUGAAAUUUUGUAUCUUGUUUUGAUGGAAAAUGAAUUUAGAAGAAUGCUUCAUUUUAGAGUUGGAUUAACAGUACAAGAUUACCUAUUCAAUCAACAUAAAAACAAAACAUGAUUCAUAAUAUUUUGAACAGAUGUGAAGGCGUGGUAAAUAUUAUUGAUAAUGUUUGCAGUUGCAGAGAUUCUCAACCUGAUAUUGGGUGUGAAGCCAUAUACCUUCCAAGCAAUCAAACCACAAAUUACAUCUUUAAACUCAUUUUGUAAGUAGCUUUUAACAACUCUAGAAAUCUUCAAAAGCAUAUACCCCCCCCCCCCCCAUGAACCCUCCUUUACAUGUACCAGUUUUGACAUGCACAUUACAUUCACAUAACAUUUGAUCUGAUAUGCUCUGUCAUAAAUUAUGUUAUAUUAAUCAUGGAACUGGAUGGAUCAUUGACCAAUUUUUCCUUUCAAUGACCAGGACAUUUGUCUUGUUUCUUUAUUUACUGACCCAAGGUCAAUUCUACAGUAUUCUAGCUCAUUUUGCUCAUUAGAUAUGGAUUUUUCUUUUUAAUUGGCAACCUGUGAAAACAUAUACAAAAAUACUUGUAAAGCUUCUGUAAUAUGUCCAAGAACACUGUGUCUUGAGAAGUUUUAGUGAGCUUGACAAUUUUAAGGGAAAAAUGAAUGAAUUCAGCAAUGUUUGUGUUACAAAGUGUAGGCCUUUGGUCAUCAAUUAAUUGAUUGUAAUGAAAACAAGAGAGCUGAUAUAUUCAUAUCAUUGUGACAUUGCUGUUCACCUGAAACAGAAUGGUAUUAUAGUUUUGUUAGAGUAGCAAAUUACAGGUUAAAAGCAAAAUGCAAAUUUAUUUGUUUGUACAUGGAGAUUGAAUAGGCAAUUUCUAAGAUGAAGAAAAUAGCCACUUUCUUCCAACAUUGGCAAUGUCUGUCAGUAAACGAGUCAAACAUGCAUACAAAUAUUCUCACCAUUGUUAUUUGAGAAUUGUUAUUUGCUUAUGGCUUGCUAAUUAGCAUUAAAAGGAACAUGGGUGCAUGUAAAUGCAACACAAUUUCUACCUUGAUCACUAAGAAGAGAAACUCAUAAGCAAGUUUACAACAAAACACUUGUAUUAUGACUUAAUUAAUAAUAAGCUGGAGGAAAAUGCAAGUUUUGGGGUCAAUUUUUGAACGUUGUGAACAAUAUAAAAGCGUAUUGUUUUUCAUUUUGUGUAUUUUUGGUCUUGUUUUUCAAUGGAGAAACAACAUGUACAUUGACAAUUUAUUAUUGUUUUUCGUUUUUUUUUAAUGUGUUUACCUGUUUUGAUAUUUGACAGACUUUGCCUGUCUAUUUCAGUGAAAGAUACCUUUGGUGUUUUGAAGUAAAUGUUUUACUGGUGAAAAGAAUGAAUCACUUGGAACCCUCUGUCUUGACUCGGUGUUCUUUUUAUUUUUUAUAUUUUUCUUUACUUUUUGUAAAUGUUGAAUAAUGUAGAUACAUUUUAUAUUUCAAUUACAUGUAUACUGGCAUAGAAAUAUAGCAUAUACCUAGAUUGUAGAAGUACUUAAUGAUUAUAUAUUGUGCUGCAAAUAGAAUAGGAUUUCAUUCUGUUUAUUACUUGAUUACUGUUCAUAUGCAUUAAAACUGAAAUGAGCUUUGUUGCAAUUGUCAGCAUUCCACACAUUGUGAAAUACUGAUGUUCUAAACAAGCAUUUGUUUUAAAAAAAUUGUUCUGUAAAAAGGAAAGAAAAGGGUAAAAUUUCAAGAUUAUGUUUCGAUAUAUAUAUGGAGACCAAUGUAAUGCAUCAAGAUUUCACAAUGACUCUGAAGCUUAUAUGCUGCUAUGUCAGUAUUGCUGCAUUCAGUGUAUUAUUCUUGAUUUCCUAGGCAAUCAAACAUGACAUAGUUGUUGAAAGACACAUUUUCUUAUAAUUCCUAAUGGUUGAUUCUAUUCAGUCGUUUGAAAUGAUAUUGCAUAAAAUGUCAAAUUGAGCAUCUUUGUAAUACCCGAUGUAAAUUGUAGCAAUUUAUUGAUUAUCAGUGGUGUCAUGUGUACAAUCUGGACUUCAUUAAGUCAUAUUAAAUAACUUUUCAUAAAAGAA